This is a messenger RNA of Malurus melanocephalus (red-backed fairy wren), 2114 nucleotides long. It is a transcript of the gene IFIT5, whose product is annotated as interferon induced protein with tetratricopeptide repeats 5. Gene Ontology annotation, biological process: defense response to virus. The record is from RefSeq and is a predicted model, not a curated record. Bases 67 to 1506 code for a protein of 479 amino acids. Gene Ontology annotation, cellular component: cytosol. The transcript is spliced from 2 exons. NCBI's taxonomy places the organism in Eukaryota, Metazoa, Chordata, Aves, Passeriformes, Maluridae. Gene Ontology annotation, molecular function: protein binding.
CAACGGUGGGCAGCACUUCCUUGGCUGUGAGGCUACCUGAAGACAAGUGAGCAGAGAAGAAAAACCAUGGGUACCAUUUCCAAGAAUUCCUUGAAGAUUUCCCUGCUGCAGUUAGAAUGUCAUUUUACAUGGACUUUGCUGAAGCAGGAUGUAGAUCUUGAGGCCCUAGAAGAAACAAUAGUUGAUCAUAUCAUGUUUUUUGAAGAAUCCAACAUUGUAGAUUAUAAUAUACUCUCCUAUGUAUGUCACCUAAAGAAUUCAAAUGAGGAAGCCCUGAGUAAUCUCAAAAAAGCUGAAGAAGCUGUUCAAAAACAUCAUCCCAAUGAAAUUGCCAGGAGAAGUCUUGUUACCUGGGGGAACUAUGCCUGGAUCUAUUACCACAUGCAGAGAUACGAAGAAGYUCAAACUUAUGUAAGCAAAGUGGAAAAUACCUGCAAAAAUCUUUCAAGUACUGCUCGUUGGAAGAUUCAGCUUCCAGAGAUCUAUGCUGAGCAAGGAUGGGCGUUAUUACGUUUUGGGGGGAAUUACUUYGAGAGAGCAAAGAAUUCCUUUGAAAAAGCUCUGGAGAGUGAGCCCGAUAACCCAGAGUUUAAUGCUGGCUAUGCAAUAGCAAUGUAUCGUUUGGAAAAUUUAGCUCAGAGGAAUUGUGAAGAGGUGAGCCCAUCCCUUGCAGCCCUGAAGCGGGCAGUGGAACUGAAUCCAAGGAAUACGAUCGUUAUGGCAUUACUUGCAUUAGAACUUCAGCGAUUAAAACAAGUUGAUGAAGGGGAGAGGUACAUUGAAGAAGGACUGCAGAAAACCCCUGCUCUUCCUAUUUUCCUGCGAUAUGCUGCUAUGUUUUAYAGAAAGAAAAAAGAAACCGACAAGGCAGUGAAGAUUUUCAAAAAGGCCCUAGAACUGACGCCAAAUUCUGUUGUUCUGCAUCACCAACUAGGAAUCUGCUACAGAUUCAAGAUAGUUCAACUGAAAGAGAUGGGAGACUUGCUUCAAAAGGAAGUAGAGAAUAUCAUAGAAUGUGCCAUUUUUCAUUUUAAAACAGUGAUAGAAAAAAAGCCAAAAUUUGUUUCUGCCUAUAGUGACCUAGCAAGCAUAUAYGCACUAGGCAAGAGGUAUGAAGAAGCAGAAGAGACAUUUCAGAAAGUGCUUCAAAGAGAUAAUCUAUCCUGUGCGGAAAAGCAAGAACUCUACUUCAAUUAUGGCAAUUUUCAGCGUUUUGACAUGAGCUCAGAAUCAAAAGCCAUUAAGUAUUACAUAGAAUGUCUGAAAAUCAAGAAAGAUUCCUAUGGAAGAAAUAAGUGCAGAGAAGCUGUAGAGAAAUUGUUGCAAAAGAAAAUUAGAUAUGGUUUAGGAGAUGCAACAGAUAUUGGUACACUUGGACUUGUUCAUAGCCUAAAUGAUGAGAAACAAAAAGCGAUAGAGUGCUAUAAGAAAGCCAUUGCUUUGGAUCCCAACAAUGAAGAAUAUCAGAAUGCAUUAUGUGAGCUACAGCUUUCUAUCUCAAGCUAAAGCUCUCAAAAGUCCUAUGUUCCGAAAAAUUCCCAAAACCAAGGACAUUUCAACACUCUUGAAACUUUUUCUGUUUGUUUUUCAUUUGAAGGUARACAUUACAACCAGGUGAAGCACAGGUGAUGCUUUAUCACUUUCUGGUGAUAAWGUAGAAACUGCAGAAAAUUAUUAUUAAUUUGCUCAUUCAAUAACAGAGAGCUUGCUUGGAUAACUAUAUAAUAUAUAUAAUAUGUAUUUACAGCUAAUCUAACUUAGUCUUCAAUGCUAGCAUUGGUAUAAAUGUUGUACUUAAGUGAUGAUCUGUAGUACACAGAACUUCUAAGCUGAAAAUCAGAUAUUUCCUUUUACUGAGAAAAAGAUAAAGUAAUUAUAUUGUAGUAUUUUGUCUGUACACCUGAAGGGCAUGCUGAUACUCAAAUAGAAUAUCUGAAGUUAUUAAAAAUAUUUUAGAAGUAUGUUUUGUAGAAGAAACUUUUGUUGAAGGCUUGUUCAGUUUACUACCUUAUAUGCUGUUUAAUUAUGAAAAAUAAACACGGUUCAGCUAYUCCUCUGAAAAGCUUACAAAAUAUUGUGUAUUAUUGUUGUGAACCAAUAAAGUCUAUUGAAUC